Messenger RNA from Diorhabda carinulata, 2306 nucleotides. Its product is annotated as zinc finger-containing ubiquitin peptidase 1-like. The record is from RefSeq and is a predicted model, not a curated record. Bases 315 to 2126 code for a protein of 603 amino acids. The transcript is spliced from 10 exons. Lineage: Eukaryota; Metazoa; Arthropoda; Insecta; Coleoptera; Chrysomelidae.
AGUUUUUUCAGACAUCUUAGAAGCUAAGCCGAACCUGUUCAAAAAUAUGUUUGCUAAAUCAAUUGAAGGACUCUAUCAAUAGAGCAGCUGAUUUUGACAAUUGACGUAACCUGAUUCGACUUGAAGGAACAUUCGAUGAAUAGGCAAUUUUUUAUUCAAUCUUGUUAUGAGGGUUGCUAGAAAUUAGGUCAUGAAGCAAAUUUCCUUCUUCUGUGUUCCAGUGAUUCCAGUAUACCCUCUACAAACUUGAAGCUCUACAACCAAACUACCUAUUCACCAUCUAAUGAAGAGAGAAAAGUAAAUAUAAUUAGAAAAUGGCAAGCAAUAUUCCAGACUUCAGUCAUUGUUGUGAAAUUUGUGGAUUAGAAGGUCUUUCAGAAGAUGAAUUUAGAAUUCAUACCCAUACAGCACACGUUGACGCAAAUGGUGUUUGCCCAUUUUGCGAAUUAUCAUUACCCAGUGUUGCAGAACUUAUUUUACAUGUUAACCAAGCACAUUUAGAUUUUUUGACACCAGAAUCCGAGCAAAAUAUAAGCUUUAUAGAUGAUCCUAGUCCUACUGAAUACGGUGGAGGAAUUAAUGGGGAAGACCACUGGAGCCUCGCUUCAUACUCUAGUCACAGUAACAGUACAAAAAAUGUAGGAUCCUUAAAAAGUAACAUUAAUAUAAAUUCGAAUCCUAAGGUGAAUGGUGGAGGAGAAGUUAGUCCAAAUAAAGCCAGCCAUGGACAUGGAUCUCCAUUACGUACCAAUUUAGAUCUUAAACUAAAAAAUUCUCCGUGCACUCUUCAGUGUCCAAUGUGCAAUUAUACGAGUACAAAUGCAUACAAAUUAGAAGAGCAUGUGAACAGGAGUCAUUUUGAUCUGAGUUCUCCUUCUGUUGAUGCCAACAUCACAUCGACCACAACAGAACAAUAUGUAUGUCCACUAUGCUCUAAAAAUUUUGAAACACCUCCAGAUUUAGAAUUACAUGUCAAUAUUGAACAUCGUGAUAUACUUUCGCCUGCCAGUCCAACGACUCAGUCCUGUCCAGUUUGUGGCAUUGCUCUUGAUGGUGAUAUAAACAGUGAAAAAGUCGUUAGACACGUUGAAUCUCAUUUUCCUGCUGGAUCUCCCCAACCAGCAGAGCGAGCGGCUCUUAGAGAAAGAGAGCAGCGGGAAUUCGAAAUGCUACAAGCUCAAUAUGGAAUGGAUAAUCAAGGGAAUUUUAAAGAACAGACAAUAACCAACAUGCAAAGAGCUGUUUAUGCUGGAGAAAUGAGCGUUUCGGAUUAUUAUGAAAGAACUUUAGAUUUAAGAGCAGCAGAAAGUUGUGGGAUUGAUGAUGGAAGCUCGGUAACGAGAAGUAUUGUACCUAGAGUAAGAGCAAUAAGCAAUAAUGCUACCAACGUGAUAAGAACUCUCCUAUGCACUUGUGUAGAUCACUAUGCUUCAUCGUAUGGUGAUAAAGGAUGGGGUUGUGGUUAUAGAAACACUCAGAUGCUCAUAUCUAGUCUGCUUACACACACAGGGUAUAAUGAAAAAUUGUACAAACUUUGGCAAGAUCAAAAACCACCGAGGAGUUCUGUUCCUAGUAUAUCCAGAAUUCAAGCUCUCAUUGAACAGGCUUGGGCACAGGGUUUCGAUAUUCAGGGAUCAGAACAGUUGGGAUGCCGCUUAGUGAAUACAAGAAAAUGGAUAGGUGCAACUGAAGUAGUAACACUUCUCUCGUUUUUUCGGAUAAAAUGUCAACUGGUAGAUUUUUAUAAACCAACCGGACCUGGCGGCUCCCAUCCCGAGCUUUUUCAUUGGGUUCUCAAAUAUUUCGAAAGCUCAAUUGGUGGAGAAUUUACACCACCUCUGUAUUUACAACAUCAAGGUCAUAGUCGUACAAUUAUGGGCAUAGAAGUACACAGAGAUGGUAGCUUAAUAUUACUAGUUCUCGAUCCAAGUCAUUCACCAUUACAAAUGGCAGAACUUGGGGACACUAAUAGUGCAUCGAAGGCUUUAAGGCUUUUAAGAAAAAAUGAAUCUGCGAUGAAAGCUAGACAAUACCAAAUAGUGGCUGUUAUAGGAAUGAUUGAAAGUGACCAACAAUACCAGCAAAGUAAAAUACUGCGGGGAUAUAGAAUACCACAGGAUCGGUGAGAAUGGCAUAAUGUCACAGUUAGGAACCUUCAAUCAAAUUUAUAGUAUUAAAUUCUUAUGAGAUCUAGUCACAAAUUCCAUCACUUCUGUUUCUUCUUUAAAGUACACGUUUGGAUUGUUAUUUAUUAAGGAAGUUUGUAAAUAUAUAAAUUGAAGCAUAUAGAUACAAUUUUAAAGACA